AUUGAUCACAGGUGAGGCUGUAAUCUAGGAUCGGGUGCAUCAUAUGACAAGGCGACAAGACUUUUGUCUUUGCAAAAACUGACUCAGUGGGCUUUACCAAGCUGUGAACGUUAGAAUGCUUUUCAGCAGUUUCGUUUCGCACCAAAACAUUAUUUCAAAAGCUGUUGGGAUUGAAAUUAGCCAUUUCUUGUAAAAAAAAAAAAAUUGAUUACAAAUAUAUUUGAGGGGCACUUAAGGUCAACUUGUACCCAAGCGACAAGACUUUUGUCAGGGACUGUACAUAUAUAUAUAUUGUUACCUGUAAUCUGUACAUAAAACACUGGACAUAAACCCUUCUGACUCGUGUUGUUUUGGACUCUGACUGACUGAUAAUUAACCAAAUAAUUCUACAGUGAAAUCCAGAUUUAGCUAAAGAUGAAACAAAGCUUGUUUGUUUCUCAUACUCACAAAGUAUUUUUAAGUUUAACUUUGUUAAAAUGGCGAAUGUUUCCACUUCUUAUCGCAGCCUCUGGUGGAGCUGAUUCCUCUCAGAAUAUGUAGUUUUAUAUGUAAGUAAAGUCAUAUUUUCACAAAAACGGAUAAAAAAGAAACAUCAACAAAAUAUGAAAGUGAGGUUUGCAACUUUUUUACUUUUGUUCCUAGAAAUGAAGUGUGACGUAAAGUUAGAGAGAGAGGAACAAAGAGAGAGAGAGAGGAGGGGAGGAAGGAAGGAAGGAAAGAGGUGUGGAGGACUAAAAGUAGCUCCGACCAACUGAAACAAAACAGUUUGACUUUUAACUUGAAUAGAAGAGUCGACUCCAAACCUAAAAUAACGUAAUCGUGAGAAAAUAACUUGAUAUGUUGAGACGACGUUAAGUAAUUAAUAUCUUUACAGGUUUUAAUACUGAACAUUAUCAACUAUGCUGCUCUACUUUUCUGUUUUCUAAGACUUCAUGAGAUGUGAAGUUCAACACUAAUAAUUAUGUGUUAACGUUAGUGAACAAUUAAUCAUUUUUAUACAAUUUGUUUUGGCUUGUGGGUAAAAAAAGCUAAAACUAUUAGCUUAAAGUGGCUAAAAGUUAUAUUUUGGUGUUGAUUGUCACUAUCACUCAAAGUCAAUUAGUUCAACAAUAAUAAUAAACAUUUGUACUUUUUAAUGCUUCUUCAGAAAAAUUAUUGCAAAAAAAUUGGGAUUUAAUGUGGAGAAAAAACUAAAUUUACAGCCUAAAAGAGAUGAAUCCACAUCAAGAAGACGUCUCUGUCACAAAAAGAAGAAGAUGAAACUUUGAGGUUCUCGUCUCAACAAACGCUCGUCUCUAUUUUUAACAUUUAGAGCGUCUGGAUGAGCUAUUUAUAGCCUCCAUCACAGCAGCGUUUGGUGGUUUCGUGUCUUCACAGCGACUCUCAGAGCUGUCGGGUCAAUUGAGGAAGUCCGUUAAGUGACUCCCAAACCUCGACACUAUAGAGUCUGAACCGAGAGACAGACAGGAAGAGAGAGACAGACAGGGCGGGGGGGAGUCCAGAGAAAAGGGAGGACAGACUGAGAGGGAGGUCUGAGUUGAGGAUGGACACGAGACGGAGAUGAGACCACGGGAAAUGAGAACUUUCCAAAAGAGAUUUAUUGUUUUCCAGCUGUUUCGUUCCCAAACUUCUUCCGGAUUCUUCUGAAGCCCUCAGAGACAGAACUAAGGAAUACCUUCUGCCUCCAUUGGUGAAUACGAACGCUGGUCUUCCGCCUCGGCCUCAGGAUUAUGGUGGCGUUUGUUCCGUGUGAGGACCUGACGGAGGAUCAAACAUGCUGAAGUGUAAAGUUCUCAGUUGUCUCUGGUUCACGUCGCUGCUGCUCCGGGAUCCGAGCAGUGCAGCUCCCACAGAGGCCGAGUCCAUCAAAUGCAGCAUCUCUGUGUCUGAACCAGUAUCCGGUCUGGACUCCAUCUCUCUGACCGUCAGCACACCUGGACCCAACUGCUCCUUCUGCGUCUCAUCUCAGGACGCCGGAGCCAACGGCGCUGAGUGUAGAGGAAGAAGACGAGAAGGAGACAAGGAGGAGACAGAGACUAAUGAGAUCAGAGGAAGGGAGCGAGGAGAGGAGGAGGUGAAGGAGAAGACGGGAGCUAACUAUCUGGGAACAAACCAGCUAGGAGUCGAGGAUGGAGGGGACAAGGAGGGAGGAGAGGUUUACACCUGCGUGCUGGAUCAUCUGGAGCCUGGAACCGCCUACCAGCUGGAGAUCCAGUCCCAGAGGGACCAGGAGACGGCAAAUGUCACCCUGCACACCAAGCCGUCGGCGGUGAGCGGCCUGGCCGUGACCUCCAGGACCUGCAGCAGCCUGGGCCUUUCCUGGCAGGCCGGUCGGGGAAGAACGCAGCGCUUCAGGCUGCAGCUGUGGGAUGAAACUGGUCUGCUGAGGAACGAGACGUUGGAGAGCACGGCGACGCAGCACACACUCCUCGGCCUGACGCCGGGCCGACUGUACAACGUUACGAUGGUGACGGAGGCUGGCGGGCUGCAGAACGACCGGACGACGGCGGCUCAGACAGUUCCCGCCACCGUCGCCAACCUCACCGCCACCGACCACGUCAACGGCACCGGCUUGUCUUUGUCGUGGCAGCGUCCCGAAGGCGACCUGGACGCCCUCGUCGUCGUCGUCCUCUCGACCAACGGGACGGCUCUCUGGGAGGCGAGGCUUCCGCCGGACGAGACGGAGGCCGUCGUCGUUGAUCAGCUGACCCCCGGCUCGGCCUAUCGGGUCGAGGUGAUGUCCAGGAGCGGUGAGCUGACGAGCCAAUCAGAACUCACCGUCAGGACAGCUCCGGCAGCGGCGGCCCUCCUCUCCUUGUCUCCUUCCUCCUCUUCCUCCGGCGGCCUCCACCUCUCUUGGUCGCCCCCCAGUGGCCGAUGGGAGAGCUACAGGCUGCUCCUCCUCGACGGCUCCCAGCAGUUAGUCAGCACCGCUCUGGACCGAGAGGCUGCCAACUUCAGCUUCCCCGGGACGGGACUAACGCCUGGAAGGCUGUACAGAGCCGUGCUGAGAGUGGAGAGCGGAGGACUGACGGCCGAGAGCAGCUGUGAGGGAGCAACAGCUCCGGCCGCCGUGUCUGAUCUCCACAUACAACACUCUGACGAGACCUCGCUCAGCGCCAUGUGGAGCCACGCCCCCUCUGGGUCACGUGACGGCUACUUCCUGACCAUUCGCCACGGUAACGUCACCGUGGAUACCAGGGAGGUGGAGCCUAACAUGAGGGAGUGCACUUUCAACGUGCUCACACCUGGGAGGAGCUACACCAUCACUGUGACAACCAGGAGCGGGAAACUCAACACCUCCGUGUCCCUGGAGGGGAGGACAGUUCCCAUGGCGCUUCGUGCCAUCAAUCUGAGUAGCUCUGGGGUCAACGGCCUCCAGGCAUUCUGGGAGAAACCACCAGGAGACGUGGACUCGUUCUCUCUGAUCCUGUUGCAGGACAGGUGUGUUUAAACAGGUGUUUAGAAACAAACCUUUAAACAUCUCAGUGUCCACCAGGGG
Molecule: messenger RNA, 3502 nt
Organism: Anarrhichthys ocellatus (wolf-eel)
Lineage: Eukaryota; Metazoa; Chordata; Actinopteri; Perciformes; Anarhichadidae
Product: receptor-type tyrosine-protein phosphatase beta-like
Exons: 9
Coding region: 1775-3454 (559 amino acids)
Biological process (GO): angiogenesis; peptidyl-tyrosine dephosphorylation involved in inactivation of protein kinase activity
Cellular component (GO): signaling receptor complex
Molecular function (GO): cadherin binding
Source: RefSeq, a predicted model, not a curated record